AGCGAACUUGUCUGUAGUUUUCUUAAAAUACAUCUGUACACGUUUUAAGCGCAUAUUUUCAGACCCACCGGAGAAUUGGGUUGUAAGUUUUUUCGUUAAAUGAACGACAUUUUCCUUAAUGAUGUUGAGAAAGUAUGAACUUGAUGACAGUUGAGUGAUAUGUGAAGAUGAAACUUUUACCUGCGUUUGUUAUAAAUUUUCUUGUUUCAAUAUCGAUGCACGAGUUAACAUGUGAUAACACGUGUAAAGUUUAUAUUGUUAACCGAGCUUAAUAAUAUUGGAUUUUAUUGCUAUACUUUAUGAAAUAUGCGUAGACUAAAAGCUAUUAAGCGAUUAAAAAAAUUCUCCCAUGGCGUCGAAAAUUGGCGGUUUUUUUGCUUCGAAAAUAAAUUAAACUUUUAGUUCAGUUUCGUGUGAUUGUGUUUGGUACGGAUGCUGUAAUAAAGAUGAUAGAAACCGUGUACAAAAUUGUCCAUAUAAUGGAACAGCGAAGCCGGUCGAUCUUCAGACAAGAACAGUACUGGAGAAAUGGUGUCCAUACAUGUUAACAGGAACUGAAACGUCUACGUGUUGUGAUGCCGAGCAGAUGAAAAUAUUUGACGAACAAAUAUUACAAGCGAAAGCAUUUUUAGGUCGCUGUCCUUCGUGCUUUCAAAGUUUUCUGAGGCUGUUCUGUGAAAUGGUGUGUAGUGAAAAGCAGUCAGAUUUCAUUAAUAUUACUUCAACACAGAAGAAUUUAAACGGAACCGAAUACAUAGCCGGAGCAGAAGUUUUUAUCUCCGAAACAUACAUUAAUUCUACUUACGAAGCCUGUCGUCAAGUUUCCUUUCCAGCAUCAUCUGGAUUAUUGGCAAUGGAUAUGAUGUGUGGAAGUUGGGGAGCCAAUAAAUGUACUCCUAAAAGAUGGUACGAAUUUAUGGGAUCACCGGCGAAGAAUCCUUAUGUACCGUUUCAAAUAGAUUUUUUGACCCAGCUUCCUGAAAAUUCUACGCUUGAAGUUUUGAAACCAUCGACAUUCAGAUGUAACGAAUCAGUUGAUGCUUCAACAUCACCGUGUAGUUGUAUCGAUUGCGAGCAAAGUUGUCCGGUGUUUUUCAAUUAUAACCCUUCUUUAGAUGGCUCAACUAGUAGAACACUAGUUUAUGAAUAUCAUGCGAUUGUCUUUCUAUGUGGAGUAAUUUUUAUCGCUUCAUUUUGCGUGAAAACGUUCUCAAAACGAGAAUAUCUUCAAGUGCAAUGUUUUGUGAAUGGUAAAAAGAAAAUAGAUACAUUACAAAAUAUCGAAACUGUCGAAUAUUUAAAUGGAAAUACUACUUGCAGUCAAUUAGGUAUUUAUGAUGAACAAAAUGAACCUGUACGAUUUGAAUAUAUCGUAAAAUAUGUUUUAAUUCGUUUAGCUGAAAAAUGUGCAACUCAUCCGUGGAAAGUUUUAUGUUGCGGACUCGUCGUGAUUUGUUGUCUAAGUUACGGUAUUACGUUCGUGGAAAUUGUCACAAAUCCCGUUGAAUUGUGGGCAUCUAGUACAAGUCAAUGUAGAAAAGAACGUGAAUAUUUCAAUGAAAAUUUCGGUCCAUUUUAUAGAAUACAGCAAGUCAUCGUUUCUGCCAAAGGCUUAAAUAAUUUUUUUCAUAAUACCAGUAACGGACCGGUGGAAUUUGGGCCUGUUUUUCACGAAGAAUUUCUAAGAGAUUUUAAAAAAUUACAAGAUGAAAUAUCAAAUCUUGGCAAACCUGAGGAAGGAUUGGAGAAAAUAUGCUUUUCACCUUUUGCAUCUCGAGGAAAAAAACUAAAAACUCCCGGAAAAUGUUUAAUUCAAAGCGUUAUGGGAUAUUUCAAAGUAAUCAAAUUUGAUCGUCAUAAAAUGGAGAAAGGAUUCAACAUCACGUACUUGGAUCAAAUUUCAAAAUGUGUUCAAAACAUGUUCCAUCCUUAUUGCCUCGCUCCUUAUGGUGGUCCGGUCGAUCCAGCUAUUGCUUUCGGAGGAGUUUUAUCGAACGGUAAAACUUUGUCGAAAUCGUCAUCAUUUCUAAAAGCCAAUGCUCUGAUUUUGACCAUCUUAAUUAAUAACCAUCAAGAAAAUGCGAAUUUGACAGCAGCUUUAAAAUGGGAAAAAUUGUUUUUGAAUUUCAUGGAAGAUUGGAUCAAAAACAAUAAAUCCGAAAAAAUGGAAAUUUCAUAUUUCUCCGAACGUUCAGUUGAAGAUGAAAUUGAUCGAGAAUCUCAUACCAAUGUAUUGAUAGUGAUUUUUAGUUAUUUAGCUAUGUUUGUCUAUGUGGCGUUGAUGCUGGGAAAUUGCAGAUUUAAUUCUAAAUUCUUGCUGGAAAGUAAAAUUGUUUUGGGCUUGAGUGGCGUUGUGAUAGUACUUUCUUCUGUGAUAUCGUCCAUAGGAUUGAAUAGUUUUCUCGGAAUUAAAGUCACGUUAAUCGCUUUAGAGGUGAUACCUUUUUUGGUAUUAGCAAUUGGAGUUGAUAAUAUAUUUAUAUUAGUUCACGCUUUCGAUCGUUAUCCUAUGGAUGAAGAUGAGAAAUCAGUAGAAAAAUAUAUCGGUAAAAUUGUUGGAAAUGUUGGACCUUCGAUACUAUUAGCUGGAUUCUCGGAAUCUAUGUGUUUCUUUUUAGGUACUUUAUCCGAUAUGCCGUGUGUUAAAGCAUUCGCUCUGUACGCCGCAGUUGCUAUUUUAAUGAAUAUCAUUUUGCAGCUAACUUGUUUUGUUAGUUUACUUUCUUUAGAUUAUAAACGCAGACAGAACAACAAGUUGGAUGUGUUUUGUUGCUUCAAAGUGGAAAUCGAAAAAUUCAAAUCAACCGACAGACUGAUGAAUUUUUUCCGAAAUUACUGCACUCCUAUUAUUAUGCAUAGGGUUACUCGACCAGUCAUUAUGAUAAUCUUCGUAUUAUGGUUUCUAUUGAGUUUAACAGCAAUGCCUUACGUCGAAUUGGGAUUGGAUCAGGAGAUAGGAAUGCCUGGAGAUUCUUACCUAUUGCCAUACUUUAGGGAUUUAGGCAAAUAUUUGGCCGUAGGCCCGCCGGUGUAUUUCGUAGUUACCGGUGGUUUAGAUUUAACUAAUACAAGCGUUCAAAAUACACUCUGCAAUGGACCGUUUUGUAAUAUCGAUUCAGUUACCAAUCAAAUAUAUGCAGCUAGUUUGCAAAGCAAUAGAACUUUUAUUAGUAAAUAUUCUUCGUCUUGGAUCGAUGAUUUCUUUGAUUGGGCGACUAUUAGUACGUGUUGUCGAACCUUGGAUGGGUCAUUCUGUGAACACUCCAGCGCAGAGUGUGAUACGUGUAAUAUUGAAAGAACGAACGACACAAAUCGACCAAUACCAGCUCAUUUCAAUAGAUAUCUUCCUUACUUCCUAGAAGACAAUCCUGAUGCCGAUUGUGCCAAAGCUGGCCACACUGCUUAUGGGAAUGCUAUAAAUUACACCGUAAUUGGAAGUAAUUCUUCGCUAGUUAGAUCAUUUCAUUUUAUGGCUUACCAUUCAGUGCUGAAAACAUCCAAAGAUUAUUAUUCCGCUCUACGAGAAGCUCGAAAUUUAGCUGACGGUAUUUCACAAACCAUUCAUUCUCGUAUUGAAAACUCUGAACAUGUCAGAGUAUUCCCUUACAGCGUUUUUUAUAUUUAUUACGAACAAUAUCUGAAUAUUUGGAAAGAUGCUGCAAAAAGCAUAGGUAUUUCGCUGUUUGCAAUUUUUGUGGCUUCAUUGUUGUUCACAUUUGGAAACGUAAUCGCUUCGUUGACCAUUUUAAUCACGGUAACAAUGAUAGUCGUUGAUCUCAUAGGAGCGAUGUACUUUUUGAACAUUCAGCUCAAUGCUGCCUCAUUAGUAAAUGUCGUAAUGGCGAUUGGUAUUGCUGUAGAGUUCUGUUGUCACAUGGUUCAUUCGUUCAUAAAAUCAAAAGAAAAAAGUCGAGUAACUAAAACUAUCGAUGCGUUAAAUAAUGUCGGGUCUUCUGUAUUUUGCGGUAUUACGUUGACGAAAUUUGUUGGAAUUUCGGUUCUUGGAUUUUCAAUUUCUGCCAUAUUUAGAAUAUUCUAUUUUCAAAUGUAUAUGGCGAUUGUGAUGAUUGGUGCUUUGCACGGAAUAAUAUUUUUACCGGUUUUGCUCAGCUACUAUGGGCCUUCGAAUUCAGCCCAUCCUUUGAUUAGAAAUGCUGUAUCACAUCGACACUGAACCUGGUGCAAUAUUAAUAUGAAUGUGACGUUUUUAACUGUGCCGAUUUUUUUAAAAUGGAUUUUUCGUUACCUUUUAAUGUUGUUUGUUGAAAUUUAUCGAUAUUUAUGCAUUAAGUUUACUUUUCUUGUGAUUUAUGCUGUGCUCUAAUUAAUAAAUAGGUAAGCCGAGAGAUUAAUUACCUAUCUAGUUAUUGUACGGAAAUCUUUUUUAAAUGCAAUACGUUUCUUCGACGUAAUCUUGUGUUCCUUAAUUGAGUAUACUUACUUAUUAUCUUUUACGUUGAUAUUUUGUUUUUAAUACAUUUUUUUUACUCGA
Planococcus citri (citrus mealybug) is the source of this 4492-nucleotide messenger RNA. RefSeq names its product Niemann-Pick type C-1a (gene Npc1a). The transcript has 24 exons. Lineage: Eukaryota; Metazoa; Arthropoda; Insecta; Hemiptera; Pseudococcidae. Gene Ontology annotation, biological process: intestinal cholesterol absorption; cholesterol homeostasis. The coding region runs from base 542 to 4174 and encodes 1210 amino acids. Gene Ontology annotation, molecular function: cholesterol binding; lipid carrier activity. Gene Ontology annotation, cellular component: plasma membrane. The record is from RefSeq and is a predicted model, not a curated record.